AUGGGCUUACCCACUUAUGAGAUUCACUCAUUGAGAAUCUGGAGUCGCCAAAUUGCCGGGCUCGAUUCCACACAGUCCUACACAGCAGACCAGACGGACACCGGCUCCAUGGACCCUGCUCCAACGCAUUGGUACUUGAUCAAGUUUGGCUCUGCGAGACUGUUCUACGUCAAUGUCAACUCCAUCCAGACCCUAUAA
Messenger RNA from Diaporthe citri, 198 nucleotides. RefSeq lists its product as uncharacterized. The transcript has 2 exons. The record is from RefSeq and is a predicted model, not a curated record. The coding region runs from base 1 to 198 and encodes 65 amino acids. Lineage: Eukaryota; Fungi; Ascomycota; Sordariomycetes; Diaporthales; Diaporthaceae.